Messenger RNA from Coniosporium apollinis CBS 100218, 2061 nucleotides. RefSeq lists its product as uncharacterized. The record is from RefSeq and is a predicted model, not a curated record. The coding region runs from base 1 to 2061 and encodes 686 amino acids. Gene Ontology annotation, biological process: protein catabolic process in the vacuole; protein targeting to vacuole; negative regulation of gluconeogenesis. Gene Ontology annotation, cellular component: extrinsic component of membrane; GID complex. The transcript has a single exon. NCBI's taxonomy places the organism in Eukaryota, Fungi, Ascomycota, Dothideomycetes.
AUGCAGGACCCUUCAGCGCCUCGUCCUCACUCACCGGCCGAGCUUUACCUUUCAGCACUCCGCGACCUCGACAGCCCUCCGGCGGUGGUUGGGCUUGCAGCCACGCUUACCACUCAGGCUGAGGACAUCGCCGACGCAGAAAAUAUACGCUUUCUCAGAAGCAUUGAUCCUCAAGAAGAAUGGCGUAGCGAGAAUGCGGCGGCUGCGGAGCAGGAACUGCUAGAUGAGGUGCGGAGCGCAAGAGAAAGGCUCCAAGCGCGGGAGAGAGCGCAGGCAAGGACGUCAGAGCUUCGAAACGAGGACCGGGAGCGGCAGAUGCGACUGUCGAGGAUCCUCAACACCUUGAGCCGCAUCAACGACCCGCCCAACGCCGACAGUAUGGCCUACAGUGACCGGACACCGAGACAGAACAAUCUCUACGACUGGUCGCCGGCGCACGAGGAAGGUGACGACGAAGAAGAACUCGAGGAGGUUUUGCAAGAGCUCCGCCAUCAGCAGCCCAACACGCACCCGGAAAUAUUGAGAGUGCUGGGGCGGUCCCAGCUGGAUGUGGAGCAACAGACCAGAAACUGGGCAAACUCUCGUCGCACGCACAUACACGAGGCGGCACAAUCACCGUCCUCCGCUCGUCGGCAUCCAAGGUUCUCAGCAAGGUCUAGGGACUAUAUGCAGCGAUAUAUUAUGGAUCGAGAGGCAGCAUAUCGCGGACAGCAUGGAGGGGGAGAGGUCGACCGACACACCUCUUCGAGACUUCCGGCAGCGUCGACCAGCACAAGCGCAAGUCGCUAUGAGGCCGGCCGCCGAGCCUGGCAAUCCCAGCAACGAGCCGCAGGAGCUACAGGAGCAAACGUCACUCUGGACCGAGAUGUAAGAGCACGGAUUGACGCCUAUCGGCGCGGCUAUCUCGAGAAUCCCUCUUCGAGUAGUCCUUCGGCAACGCCGACAUGGCUUGAGGAAACCAUCAAAUACCUUUCCCGACUACGGUCUUCCAACUACUAUGAGGACAGCUUGUCUCUGGCCGUGGACGCAGGCUUCGUUUCCAAAGAAUUCUUCGGCGAAGGGCACGAAGAUUUCGUUCUCGAAACCCGCAGCCUCCCCAGUCCACCCUAUACCUCAUGGCUAGCGCCAGGUGUCGUCUUCUCCGGGUCACAGCGCGCAACAUCCGUCAACGCCUCUGUCACCCGAGCUCCUAGUCCCGCCACAAGCACAACCCUCUACCGCUUCCGAAACAACGAAACCAUGACAUCCACAACCUUCGACCCGGCCAGGUCAAACUUCGAUCCAGCGCGGCCAUGGCUGAGUCACACCUACACACCGCCCCACCUCCGGCGCACCGCAGACGCCACAUCCACAUCAUCCCAACAAGACCGCUGGCCCGUCCGAGUAACCAUUCAUGCCGUCGACUACUCCGCCAUGACCCUCGCCGCAACAAUGGAAGCCUACAACGUCCCUUCGCACACACCCUCCUACACCAGCAUCAUCAGCAGCGCCAACGCCACAACCAGCACCUCCUCCGCCCCCACCUCCACCACCCAGCACCCGACCAACGACCCCGCCGCCCGGCCCGCAAGCACCCCCACCCGCAGCUCCAGCAUAACGACCUACCUCGAAGGCGAGCUCCUCGACUUCAACACCCACACCUUCCAGACCGAGUCCUUCGCCUCCUCCCCCGCAACCGACGCGACCUACUGGCGCAAACUCCCGCCCUUCGCCAAAAUCAGCGACGACGACCUCGUGCACCGCCUCGUCAGCCGCACGUUCUUGGCCGAGCUGCAGAGGGACUGGAUCCUGAUGCGCUGGAAGGAGCGGUGCUUUGUGCGGAAGGCGGCGGGCCAGCAGCAGCGGUCGGAUCGGCAUCUUGGGUGGGGCGGGGCGGGGGAUCAGGAGGCGCUGAGUGAGGACGGGUGCGGGCUUACGAUCAGCGGGUUUUAUUACGUGUGUUUGAGGCGCGCGGAUGGGGAGGUUGAGGGGCUGUACUAUGAUCCGCAGAGUAGUCCGUAUCAGCACCUGCAGCUGAGUUCGGCGGGGACGGGCACGUUUCCUGCGUGGUCGUUUCGGUAG